Xiphophorus maculatus (southern platyfish) is the source of this 619-nucleotide messenger RNA. RefSeq names its product SLC35A4 upstream open reading frame protein-like. Lineage: Eukaryota; Metazoa; Chordata; Actinopteri; Cyprinodontiformes; Poeciliidae. The coding region runs from base 35 to 346 and encodes 103 amino acids. The transcript is spliced from 3 exons. The record is from RefSeq and is a predicted model, not a curated record.
CGUCUGUUCCAGAAGAAGUAGACUGACCGAAAAAAUGGCGGAUGACAAGGAUCCUCUGAGACAGUUAAAGGAUCUAACUCGGCUUAAAAAUCAGCUGGAGGCGAUUCAGAGGAGAGUGGAGACCGAGGUAUCCGCAGAAUUUCCCCAGGGAAGCACGGUGUUGGGAUCACCCUUCCUGAAGGGCUUUUUGGUCGGCUAUGUGGUGGCAAAGCUGCGCUCCUCGGCCUUCCUGGGAGUGCUGCUGGGAACUGCCACUGGCAUUUACGCAGCCCAGAGCUAUCAGGUGCCUAACAUUGAAAGGACCGUUAAAGAUUACGUGAGCACAAUGAAAAAGGGACCAAAGUAAAUUGGGCUGACGUUCACUAAAUGAAGAAGUGCUCUUGGAGGUACUGGUCCACAGCAGACUGGAGUUGAACUUUUCUGAGUAAGGAGGAUUAUGGAUGCAUUCUUUUGACUGGAAUUCCACUUGGGACCUAAAGAGAGAAACUUUAUUCGUUUUUACUUUUGCUUUGGGUUCAGUUUAAUCCUGCUUUAAUUUCUACUGUCCACUGUUAACACAUUGCACCUGCAUGACGUUGUGCCUACAAGGCUUAGGGCUUAAUUAAAGCAGCUAUAUUUA